Messenger RNA from Cotesia congregata, 1218 nucleotides. The record is from the annotation of a GenBank genome assembly. Lineage: Eukaryota; Metazoa; Arthropoda; Insecta; Hymenoptera; Braconidae.
AUGUCAACAUAUAUUGCGGUACUGAUGCCAAAAGAAGCCAAAGAGUUUUUCCAAACUAUUUUAAGGAAAUAUGAGAACGACCCGAAGUUAGAAGUAACUAGUUGCAUUGAUGAAUCUGGAAGUAAGAUUGGAGACAAUUAUCUGUCAGUUGUUAUCCGUACGACUAUCAAUGGAAAAUCUGGAAAUGGAAAAAGUUACAACAAGACAGUAGUAACAAAACACUGUCCCCACUGGCGCCCAACUGCCAAAUUGGUCCGCAAUGCUGAAGUGUUCCAAAACGAAGCUCAUGUUUAUCAAAAUAUACUUCCGCACUUCAAGAAUAUAGCGCCGCCGUACAUUUAUGCUAGCCCGGAUGAGAUUGUUAUGGAUGAUCUUCGACUAGAAGGUUAUGUUGUGCAACCGAGGAGCAAUCUUCUUGACAUGGAACACUGUACGGCUGUUGUUCAGAAAUUGGCAUCCCUCCAUGCAACAUCUCUGGCCUUGAAACUAAGCAACCCUUCACUCUUCACGGAACUAAUGGCACCUCUGCAAGAAAUACUAUUCCCGCAAGACGAGACACCUUCACUCGGACAAUCAAUCGAGAUGAGCAUCGACCUAGCAGUAAAGCAUCUAAAAUCGCUCGAACAAACUUCCGAGUUGGUCAAAGCCAUUGAAUUCUUGGAUUCCCAAAGACCAGCUGUUUUAGAAACAAUGAAAGCUCUUACAAAGCCUGCACAAGAUAAAUACAACCUUAUGAGCCACGGGGAUUGCUGGAACAACAACAUAUUGUUCAAGCACGACGCCAGUGGGCGUGUGUGCGACGUCAAGCUGAUUGACUUCCAGAUUGUCCGACAUGUGUCUGCCGCGAUCGACUUCCACUAUUUUGUUUAUUCGAGUGCUCAGUCGCCGAUUAUUGAGAGCCAAUACGACGAGCUGAUCCAGAUUUAUCACCGGCAUUUUACCAAAAUUUUAAGAGAGUUACGUGUCAAGGAUGCUGACGUCCAAGCACUGUCGUUGGACUGGUUCAGGAACCAGCUCAAAAAUCAUGCACCGUACGGAUUGUUCACCAGCACCUGGUUGGUCAAUGCGGUUCUUGCCGAAGAUGAGGAUCUCAUCAACAUGGAUGACAUUGAUAUGGAGUUCUUCAAAAAUCGCCAGGAAGAUAAGAUUCCGAUCAAAGCCAACAAAGCACACAGGAUAAAGUGCAUUGUUCUGCAUUACAUGCGAACUUAUUUGUAA